GUUGUGCCAAGGUAGAUGAUGGCAUCCAGCUGCUUGUAGAGAUGUUUCCAUCCUGCAGUCUGUCAGUCAUGCACAAAGCUCUGUCUGUGGCUAAAGGCAACUUGGAUUAUGCCGUGCAGUUAAUAAUGGAGGGUGCGGUGAAGCAACCCAACACUGCGACUAUGGAGGAAACUCAUCCCAAAACAGAUAAGAAGAUCAAAGCGAGCAUCUUGGAGAAGUAUAUGAUGGUGGAUAAUGAGGAUGAUGUCAAAACAUACAAGCCAAUUGCACCUAAAGAGGCUCCCAAGAAGCUUAUCCGAUACAUGGACAACCAAGUGGUGAGCACCAAGGGGGAACGAUACACUGAAGUCAAGAAAACUGAAAGUGAGGAAAUGAAGAAAACCUACAUCAACCUUAAACCUGCCAGGAAAUAUAAAUUCCACUGAGAUGCCAGUUGAGUGCUUCCUGCCAAAUCCUCAGUCCCAGCAUGGGCUAACUUCAUUCCCUUGCUUCCUGUAUCCAAUACAGCUCAAGGAUAAAAUCCUUUUCCUUUAGAACUGGACAAUGGGUGGGGUAAGAGUGCAAAGCAUACAUUUUCUCUUUCUUACAAAGGGGUCUAUGUCACUCAACUACUAAGAACACUGAUUUCCUUGUUAAGACCCCAGCACUUUUUUUUUUUUCCCACUGUACAUCAAUACUGUGAGCACUGCACUGUUGCAGCCUUGGGCUCUGCAUCUGGUGGUAUACAAAUGCAAUAACAUUGUACAGCUGAAUUCUGACACACUGCUUCAGAACAGCAUUAUCUAAACAUAGCCUUGAUGUCAAUACUUCAGUAGUUUUUCUUUAACUCGCUUCCCAUAGGAUGUAAAGAUUUGUGGGUUUGAAUGGAGUAUUUUGUUUAAAAAUUGUCCCUCUGUCAAUUGAUUGGUCAAGCAUGGGACACGUCACCAAUCCAUUGGUAAUCUCAAACUGUUUUAUUACUCUUUGUGCUCGCUUCAGAGGCUACUAUGACCAACAGAGCACCUUUAAAGGAAAAGUAAAGUCAUUUCAUUCAGAUGCCUCUAGCUGAAACUAUACAGAGAUGAUCAUUGAGCUUCCUUUGAUAAAUUGGUCCAGAUGGGAUUCACUUCUUGUUAGAGGAGCUAAAGACUGUAUUUUUAAUGAGGAAAGCUGCUUCCCUUUUAAAGAAUUUAUUGAGUGGAGUAGCCUAGUUGUUUUAAAUUAUUUUAUAUUAAUAGAACUAAAAUUAGGUUUGUUAGCAGGCUUACAAUGGUUCAUUAAAGAAUAGGAGCAAGAAAGUUUGAACAUGUUGCAGAUGCACAGUGAUCAGGAUGAAAAUUUUUCAGUAAACGUGGUCACAUUGUGUCCAGAGCUAUACCUCAUCAGCUGGAAUUUGGUUAACAUAUAAUAUUAGUAUAGCACGUUAAAAAUGAGGUGAUUUUGUACAUAAUGAUUGAAACAAUGGGGGUGAGUUGAGGGUUGAGAUGGUUUUGUUUUAAUCACUGUACCUGUCUUUGAAAGAAUAUAGCAAUCUGUAAAGAAUUUGUACUGCUUUUAUUAUAAUCUGUUCCCUUAUGUUUACAGUGUGUAUGAUGUUCUGUGGUACUACUGUUCACACCCAGUAAAUUUGCUGUGUUGUUUCUCAGUAAUAAAAUGGGUUUUAAUAGUUUUGCUAUCA
Molecule: messenger RNA, 1657 nt
Organism: Rhincodon typus (whale shark)
Lineage: Eukaryota; Metazoa; Chordata; Chondrichthyes; Orectolobiformes; Rhincodontidae
Product: CUE domain-containing protein 2-A-like
Exons: 4
Source: RefSeq, a predicted model, not a curated record